Molecule: messenger RNA, 945 nt
Organism: Sorex araneus (European shrew)
Lineage: Eukaryota; Metazoa; Chordata; Mammalia; Eulipotyphla; Soricidae
Product: olfactory receptor 52H1-like
Biological process (GO): G protein-coupled receptor signaling pathway
Cellular component (GO): membrane
Molecular function (GO): G protein-coupled receptor activity; olfactory receptor activity
Source: RefSeq, a predicted model, not a curated record
AUGCCAGUUACCUAUAAUCUGAGCGGUUAUAAUCCAGAAUACUUCAUUUUGGUGGGGGUCCCAGGCCUGGAGCAAUACCAUGUGUGGAUAGGGAUACCUAUCUUCUUCAUCUAUAUUGUGGGCAUUGUGGGAAACUCCAUCUUUCUCUACCUGAUAGCAGUGGAGCGGAGCCUUCAUGAACCCAUGUUUUUCUUUCUCUCCAUGCUAGCCAUGACUGAUCUCGCCUUGGCCACAGUUGGUGUUCCUAAAGCACUUAGUAUAUUUUGGCUUGGGAAUCGAGUAAUCACAUUUGCAGGGUGCCUUACACAAAUGUUCUUCCUUAGCUUUGUUGUGGAUUCAGCCAUUCUGCUGGCCAUGGCCUUUGAUCGCUAUGUGGCCAUCUGUUCUCCCUUGAGAUAUGCCACCAUAUUGACCCCCAGGGUCAUUAUCAAGAUUGCCGUGGCCAUCAUCUUCCGAAGCUUCUGGCUCAUAUUUCCAGUAAUAUUCUUGCUCAAGCGCCUACCUUAUUGUAAGGCCCGUGUCAUACGCCACACCUACUGUGAACAUAUGGGCAUUGCUCGGCUCGCUUGUGCUGAUAUUACCAUCAACAUUUGGUAUGGGUUCUCUGUUCCUGUCAUGACAGUCAUCAUUGACGCUCUUCUCAUCUGUGUUUCUUAUGUUCUUAUCCUCUCUGCUGUUUUCCGCCUACCCUCCAAAGAUGCCCGCCAAAAGACUCUUGGCACCUGUGGUUGCCAUGUUUGUGUCAUCCUCAUGUUUUAUAUACCAGCCUUAUUCUCUAUCCUUGCCCAUCGCUUUGGACACAAUGUCCCACUCACAUUCCACAUCAUGUUUGCCAACCUUUACAUCGUUAUCCCUCCAGCACUCAACCCCAUUGUCUAUGGAGUAAAGACCAAGCAGAUCAGAGAUAAGAUCGCACUUUUGUUUUGUUCCAAAGACAGAAAGUAA